This is a messenger RNA of Fusarium redolens, 1155 nucleotides long. RefSeq lists its product as uncharacterized. The transcript has 3 exons. The record is from RefSeq and is a predicted model, not a curated record. The coding region runs from base 1 to 1155 and encodes 384 amino acids. NCBI's taxonomy places the organism in Eukaryota, Fungi, Ascomycota, Sordariomycetes, Hypocreales, Nectriaceae.
AUGCCUUCCACCAAGAACACCACCGCCCAGACCCCCGGCUACCCUCUCAGCUGCAGCGUCAUGGCCAAGCCCACCAAGGACAACCAGACUCCCGGCUACCCCCUGAGCUGCAGCGUCAUGAAGAAGCCAGCUGCCAACGGUCAAACCCCCGGCUACCCCCUCAGCUGCACUGUCAUCGCUACCACUACAGAAACCCCAUUCUUCAAAUCAGAAACAGCCUUCGUUCGGCCCAGAGAUAUAUCAGGAAAUCCCAACAUGCCUCACAAGCACAAAAGAAAGAGGGGAGAUGACGAAGCAGACUUCAACCUCCCCCCCACCCAAAAAGCACGACCUUUACAAGUAGGAAAGAAGACCGCGACACCAGCAAAGGGGGGAAAGGAUACAAAAGACACAAAAGAUGUUGCCCCAAAAGCGAAAAAGGGCAAGAAGGCUCGCAAAGAGAACGAUGCACCUCGAGCUUUUAGACGACUCAUGUCUGUCGCACAAGGCAAGAAAGUGAGAUCUGGACUCGACGAUGGCGGAGAUACGAAAACCGCAAAACAAAAAGCAGAGGAGCUCAAGAUCCGUCCAGGCGAAGAUCUAAGGGCGUUUGCUCAACGAGUCGAUGCCUCACUGCCAGUCUCAGGCCUUACCAAAAAGACGACCAUCAAGGAUGGCAAAGAUGAGCAGGGAUUCAAGGUCUACCGCACUCGAAAGGAGAGAAACAUGCACAAACUUUACGCCCAAUGGAGAGAAGAGGAGCGAAAGAUCCAGGAGCAAAAGGAGGAAGAAGCAGACGAAGCAAUCGGACUAGAACUUGACGAAGAUCCUACCGGUGCUGCAGCAAUUGCACGAGCAACACUCAAUGAAGCAACAGGCAAGCGAGCACGACGGAAGGGUGGAAAGGUCGACGAUCCUUGGGAGGAGUUGAAGAAGAAGAGAGCGGAAGCCAAGAUUGCUGUGCACGACCAGGCGCAAGCACCGCCUGAGCUGAACAAGAACAUGACAAAACAGAUCAAGAUCAAGGAUGCUACUGCUGAUGUUGGAAAUAUCCCCAAGGCUGCGGGCAGUCUGAAGAGAAGAGAGGAGUUGCAGGAGGCUAGGGCGGAUGUUUUGGAGGCGUAUAGAAAGAUUCGGGAACAUGAACAGGCCAAGUUGUUGAGGGCAGGCCUCUAA